GACACUACACUUGUUCUGCAGAGCCAUUUGAACCAGGCUGAACAUGCUUACAUUUGUGGAAACUCCCAAGGUUAGUUUUGGGUCUCAUCCUGCAUGGUAUCUACAGUGGGUUAGUUUUGGGUCUCAUCCUGCAUGGUAUCUACAGUGGGUUAGUGUUGGGUCCCAUCAUGCAUGGUAUCUACAGUGGGUUAGUGUUGGGUCUCAUCCUGCAUGGUAUCUACAGUGGGUUAGUUUUGGGUCUCAUCCUGCAUGGUAUCUACAGUGGGUUAGUUUUGGGUCUCAUCCUGCAUGGUAUCUACAGUGGGUUAGUGUUGGGUCCCAUCAUGCAUGGUAUCUACAGUGGGUUAGUGUUGGGUCUCAUCCUGCAUGGUAUCUACAGUGGGUUAGUUUUGGGUCCCAUCAUGCAUGGUAUCUACAGUGGGUUAGUUUUGGGUCCCAUCAUGCAUGGUAUCUACAGUGGGUUAGUUUUGGGUCCCAUUAUGCAUGGUAUCUACAGUGGGUUAGUUUUGGGUCUCAUCCUGCAUGGUAUCUACAGUGGGUUAGUUUUGGGUCCCAUCAUGCAUGGUAUCUACAGUGGGUUAGUGUUGGGUCUCAUCCUGCAUGGUAUCUACAGUGGGUUAGUUUUGGGUCCCAUCAUGCAUGGUAUCUACAGUGGGUUAGUGUUGGGUCUCAUCCUGCAUGGUAUCUACAGUGGGUUAGUUUUGGGUCCCAUCAUGCAUGGUAUCUACAGUGGGUUAGUGUUGGGUCCCAUCAUGCAUGGUAUCUACAGUGGGUUAGUGUUGGGUCCCAUCAUGCAUGGUAUCUACAGUGGGUUAGUGUUGGGUCUCACCCUGCAUGGUAUCUACAGUGGGUUAGUGUUGGGUCCCAUCAUGCAUGGUAUCUACAGUGGGUUAGUGUUGGGUCUCACCCUGCAUGGUAUCUACAGUGGGUUAGUGUUGGGUCUCACCCUGCAUGGUAUCUACAGUGGUUUAGUUUUGGGUCUCACCUUGCAUGGUAUCUACUAUCUACAGUGGGUUAGUUUUGGGUCUCACCCUGCAAGGUAUCUACUAUCUACAGUGGGUUAGUUUUGGGUCUCACCCUGCAUGGUAUCUACAGUGAGUUAGUGUUGGGUCUCAACCUGCAUGGUAUCUACUAUCUACAGUGGGUUAGUUUUGGGUCUCACCCUGCAUGGUAUCUACAAUGGGUUAGUGUUGGGUCUCACCCUGCAUGGUAUCUACAGUGGGUUAGUGUUGGGUCUCAUCCUGCAUGGUAUCUACAGUGGGUUAGUUUUGGGUCUCAACCUGCAUGGUAUCUACUAUCUACAGUGGAAUAGUUUUGGGUCUCAUCCUGCAUGGUAUUUAUUUAUUUUCCAUUAUUUUACCAGGUAAGUUGACUGAGAACACAUUCUCAUUUGCAGCAACGACCUGGGGAAUAGUUACAGGGGAGAGGAGGGGGAUGAA
This is a messenger RNA of Oncorhynchus mykiss (rainbow trout), 1439 nucleotides long. The record is from RefSeq and is a predicted model, not a curated record. NCBI's taxonomy places the organism in Eukaryota, Metazoa, Chordata, Actinopteri, Salmoniformes, Salmonidae.